Cuscuta campestris is the source of this 1164-nucleotide messenger RNA. The record is from the annotation of a GenBank genome assembly. Lineage: Eukaryota; Viridiplantae; Streptophyta; Magnoliopsida; Solanales; Convolvulaceae.
AGCAUGAAACACACACCAUCUGCAGAGAGUUUUUUUUGCACAUAUCCAAACACGCCCUGAUAGAGAAGAAGGAAGGCUCUGGGAGACGAGCCAGGAAGAAAGCUCUGAAUCCUCUGAUAGACGACGAAGAGCCGGGAAAAGCUUCGUUUCAAUUGUCUCAAUUAGGGUUCCAGCGGAACUCCGAUGGCUGCUCGCACGCUCUCAUACUUUUCGAUCUCACCAUCACAAAGAUGCAAACGUUCCGUUCCCGAGAACUCGUUCACUCCCAAUCCGAAAUCUCUAUCUUGCUCAUCUCUACGGCGGGGCCUCCCAUUUGGUGUUUCGAGUUUGAGCAUCCACACUUCUAAACGACGCAGUUUAGCUGCUGCGACACUCACGUCCGAUCCCCCAUCUUCAUAUGCAGAGAGAGUUAAUGGGGUAGAGCCAAAAUGGUCUGCCAGGGCUAUAAAGUCUUUUCAGAUGGCCGAAUUAGAAGCUAGAAAGCUCAAGCAUCUCACCACUGGCACUGAAUCUUUGCUCAUGGGUAUCUUGGUUGAAGGAACCAGUUCGGCUGCUAAGUUUUUGAGGGAAUGUGGUGUCACCUUAUCUAAGGUGCGACAUGAAGCUGUAGAGCUACUUGGCAAAUCUGAUAUGUUUAUUUACAGUCCCGAGCAUCCUCCUUUGACAAAGCCUGCUCAGAAGGCUAUUGAUUGGGCGGUUGACGCAAAGCUGAAAUCAGGUCAGGAUGGAGAAUUGACAGUAGCCCAUAUUCUUCUUGGCAUCUGGUCUCAAACAGAAUCUGCAGGGCAUAUAAUAUUGGAUACACUUGGUUUUGAUGAUGAGAAGGCCAGUGAGCUAGCUAACUUUACAGACAAGGACAUCACAAUGAGCUUUAGAUAGCAGCUGCUUCGGAUGGUCAAGCAAUUGUCAGUUUGCUUGUUGUAACCCAUGAAAACUAGCAAAGGCCGGCGUUCUGCUAUAUGCCGCGCUUAUUCGUUCCUCAUACAACACACAUUUUGGCAUCUUUGAAGGAGAUUGUAUUUUUUUUUGUAACUUGAAAAAAUGAUCUUGGAAGCAAAUUUAUAAUUAAGUAAUGGCAGUAAUGGCAGUAAUUAAAUGAUCUUGUAUUUUAUACUGGUUCUAUUGUCGUUGGAGGGACGUGAUUAGCUACUUAUGGUAUAUUUU